GCGAAAAUGUUUCUAUAUCUAUUAAUUAUAUCUAUUAAAGGAAAUAUGAUAGUAUUGAGCCUAUUUAAAAUGUUAUUCGUUUCUGGUCAUCACAUAAAAAGAGACAGAUGUGUGCGUGGAUCUGUGAGCGGAAGGAGGGGAGCUCAUAUAAAGCAACUCUUCUAGGAAGAAACGCAAUGCUUCAGAAGCUAAUGUUACGCGAGAACGUUCUACCAUCUAGUCUCUCAGUUGUCCUAUUUAUUUAUUUUGCUAUAAAAACAAUUCGUAUCCUGUUUUGAUAUAUUGCUGUAAAAUCACUUGCUUAAUAUUAUUUUAAAAUGUGUGACGACGACGUAGCUGCGUUGGUAAUUGACAAUGGAUCUGGAAUGUGUAAAGCCGGAUUUGCCGGAGAUGAUGCUCCUCGAGCUGUGUUUCCCUCUAUUGUUGGAAGACCCCGAUAUCAGGGAAUUAUGGUCGGCAUGGGACAAAAGGACAGUUACGUAGGUGACGAGGCGCAGAGUAAACGGGGAGUGCUCACUGUUAAAUAUCCUAUAGAGCACGGUGUUGUUACUAAUUGGGACGACAUGGAGAAGAUCUGGCAUCAUACAUUCUACAAUGAAUUAAGAGUCGCGCCAGAGGAGCAUCCCGUUUUGUUGACGGAGGCUCCCCUAAACCCCAAGGCCAACCGCGAGAAAAUGACGCAGAUCAUGUUUGAGACCUUCAACACUCCAGCUAUGUAUGUUGCCAUUCAAGCUGUCCUUUCUUUAUAUGCGUCAGGACGUACGACUGGCAUAGUGCUGGACAGCGGUGAUGGAGUGUCUCAUACAGUGCCGAUUUACGAAGGAUACGCUUUACCUCAUGCGAUUUUACGCUUGGAUCUAGCUGGCCGCGACUUAACAGAUUACCUGAUGAAAAUUCUGACCGAAAGAGGCUACACCUUUACAACUACCGCUGAGCGUGAAAUCGUGCGUGACAUCAAGGAGAAGCUGUGUUACGUUGCCUUAGACUUUCAUUGUGAUAUAGAGACUGCAAACGACCUAGAAAAGAGCUAUGAAUUACCGGAUGGCCAGGUCAUAACAAUCGGUAGCGAGCGUUUCCGUUGCCCGGAAGCAAUGUUUCGGCCAAGUAUAUUGGGCAUGGAAUCUUGCGGCAUACACGAGACGACGUAUAAUUCGAUCAUGAAGUGCGACGUCGACAUCCGUAAGGAUUUGUACGCUAAUUUGGUGCUUUCGGGCGGCACUACCAUGUAUCCGGGCAUCGCCGAUCGGAUGCAGAUAGAGAUAGCGAAGCUGGCGCCACCAACCAUGAAGAUCAAAGUAAUUGCGCCGCCUGAAAGAAAAUACUCUGUGUGGAUCGGCGGCUCGAUCCUCGCUAGUCUCAGUACGUUUCAGCAGAUGUGGAUUUCUAGGCAGGAAUACGACGAACUAGGACCGUUUAUCGUGCACAGAAAAUGCUUUUGAGAUGCCAUCAUCCAGAACGCUUUUCAACCGAUCCUUAGUGGACCUUAAUACGCAGGAUAACUGAUUUAUUUAUUUUUUCCUCUGAAUAAUUUAUUUCCUAAAUAAUUUUCUUUUUACAUAUUAUCUCACUCUUCACUCUUCUUGAAAAAUAAUUUUUAUUUAUCGAUAAUUUUCUUACUUCUUGAUAAAGAUAUGUAGAGCAUAAACUCACAGUAAGUGAAGUCUAUAUCUCAUCAUCGUCGAUUCUCGUUUCAUUGCAUUCGCACGCGCAAGCUUUAAAGAUGAAUUAAAAUCUAAAUUAGGGAAUUUGUAUACAUCGAACAGAGCCAUUAAUUCAAUGUCCUUUUUUAUUUCUAAAAUGUACUCGAUGUUAUAUUACAUAAUAGGACGUUUAAGGCGAAUGUGACAUUGGAGAACCUAGUUCUCCCUACGUCCUUCUUAGAAACUUUCAUACAACUUUUGACACACAGUACAUCUGCCGACGUAACAAAAUUCUCUCUGUUGACGCAUAUACAUUAAAAAAUAAUAAUUUAUAUAUUCUUUUUCUCAUAAAGCAUAUAUAUUUAUGUGUCGUAUAUAUUUAUAGAUGUAUGUACUAAGAACUUAAUAAUUCCACAGCUAAAAAAAUUGUCAUUUACAAGAUAUUGAUAAUUACAUUCGUCGUAUCGUAGCAUCAAAUGCUGUUUUGUUCAUGAAAUUCUAAUAGUUUUCAUGGACGGUUAAUAUAUUAUUUUACAGAACGGGGUGUCCCAUUUAAAAGGAUCCAUUCAAAUAUCUCAGAAAUACUGUGUUUUAGUUCAAGAAGAACAUAAGAUGGACCUUGCCUUGACAACGUCAUCCAAAUUAAUAUUAUGUUCCCCUUAAAGUAAAAAAACUUUUGUCUAAAACAUUUUUCAAUUUCUGUGAUAUUUGAGGUGGAUCCUUUCAAAUGGGACACCCUAUAUAUACAUCUUAAAAAUAAAACGUAAAAAAUCUAUCUCUAAGGAAAAAUAUAUACAAUUUUUAUCUUUAUUCAUCCGAGACAAAUUAUUAUGGAUCAGACACCAUAUAUAAAAAAUUAUUUGAUAUUCGGCAGAUUGAAUAUGCGAAAAUAAUGUUGGCAUCUGCUCAAAUUAUUAUUUACGUCGAUCCGUUACAUUCGUAAGACUACUUUAUUUUCACAAAUAAAAUCGAAAUUAUGAGAAAUCAUCUCCGAUCAAAUGUGAUAUACAUAUAUAUACAUAUACAGGUUGUUCUGUAAAGACCGGAAUCAAAAUAUUGAGACUAUAACAGGUUUUUAACUAUAAGCAUUUCAAGUUAGCAAAUUAUACCGCCUAAAAUUUGCGCGUUUGAAUAACGACACAAAAUGCUAAAAAUGAAAGCUAAUUAUUGCCUCUUAUAAAUAUUUCAAAUUAUUAAUAUUUAUUAUAUUAAAAGAAAUAUUUUCCCCUCGGCACUUUGAUAUUAGAAUUUUCGUCUUAAAAUGACCUUAAAAAUCUCCCUUUAAGCGUUGUUCCGAUUUUUACGGAAUACCCUGUAUAUAUAUGUAUGACAGAACUGCAAAAUAAUUGUCAACAAAUGCAUCAAUAUUUAAAGAUACCACGAAUGAAAAAUUUACAUACAAUUUUAUUUAUUAAAUAUAUAAUACGCACCAUGUCAGUAUAGUUAAAUUUAAUCGAACUAAAUUGUACUAAAAUCGUGUUAAAGAACCUUGUGUCUCAGAUCAGUAAAAUUGAACUAUUACUCGCGAUAUCAAUGAUUUUACAAUUGUUUACGAUGUCUCUUCUUCUCCGCUUAUAUUUCUCGGAUUUUAAUGUUCAGCGUUCAACAUGCUUGGGAGCAAAAAUAGCAGAUGAUAUAACAAUAUCGAUGUCGCUUAUGUUGCUUUAUAUUAAUCUUAUUAGUAAUCCAAUAGGUGUACAGCAUACAGAUUGUAUCAAAAGACGAUCCAGUUUCUUUUAGUUACAAAUUUUCUUGACGUUAAUGUUUCCUUUAUGAAAAGUUCAUGCAAAUUAUUUCAUUAGGCCAUCAAAUUUUCAUGAAGGAAAUGUUAAUUUUGUCAAAAAAUUUGUUUGAGGAAGCGCGUAUUUUCUGAAACAUUCUAUACAUUUGUACUGUCAAUUUUGGAAGUUAAUCAAACGCAAUUCGGCGGCAAUGCUUAAUUUUUCAAGAAUAUGUACCAUUAUGAUGUUAAGUUUUAAAUUAUUAAGAAAUGCAGAAUUUAUAAAAUAUCAAAAGGAGCUACACAAAAUUUAAAAAUUCAUUGUAUUUUCUUCCGCUUUGUCUUACAAUGUAUUUUUAUCAAGUGUAUAGUAUUAACAUACAUGGUAGUUAAUGAUUUUUUAAUAAUUAAUAACAAAGAAUGUGUUUAAUUACAAAAGUAAUAUAAAGUACUCCAUAUAAUUGAAGCAGUAAAAAAGUUUUGCAAAUAUCAAUAUUGUCAACUCACUGAAAAUGAAACAAAAAUCUAGUCUGGAGUUGAAAAAUGUUCAAUAUGCCGGAUGGAUACUUCGUUAUGGUAUGUGAUAUCUAUUCAUAGUUAUAUAAAUAAAAUGACCAACACCGAGUACAAAAUAUAGAAUAGAUGUAUCAAACAAAUAUUGACGACGAAUUUACUUAAAUAAAAAAAUGUAGAAAAAAUA
Messenger RNA from Acromyrmex echinatior (Panamanian leafcutter ant), 4060 nucleotides. Its product is annotated as actin 403. NCBI's taxonomy places the organism in Eukaryota, Metazoa, Arthropoda, Insecta, Hymenoptera, Formicidae. The record is from RefSeq and is a predicted model, not a curated record.